ACAGAAGGUACUGUGGCAUAAUGUAGUUCACCUCCUUGGUAAUGAGACAUCGAUAGCAGCGCAUGUUUUUCCACACGGUGAAUGGCUUUUUAUUUUAUGAAAGAAUAGUAAAGUUUAUGAUAUCGUUUUUUUUUUAAAAACACUGUCCCGCAGGUUUGAAUUUUUCAGAAGUGUAUUUUUUGUCCUUCGUUUUUUCCGAUUUAUGGAUGGAAUUGAUUGACAACAGACAAUAAUCCCGCGUGCUUCUUUUAUUCAUGUGUGUGUGCUGGUGACCGGUUACCAUGGAGAAGCAGGCGGUGCAGAGGGCCAGGGAGGCUUUCCUCGCUGGGCGGUCGCGACCCCUGGAGUUCAGAGUUCAGCAGCUCAAGUCUCUCCAGAGGAUGAUCACAGACAGACAGGGAGAGAUCGCCACCGCCCUCAAACAGGACAUCAACAGGAGCCAGUACGACACCCCACUGUUUGAGUUGAUCGGCCUGGAGAAUGAGAUCAGCCUGGCUGUGUCGAAGCUGGCCCAGUGGGCUGCUCCUCGUCCUGUAGAGAGGAACCUCCUCACCAUCUCAGACCAGGCGUACAUCCAGCCGGAGCCCCUGGGAGUGGUCCUCAUUAUCGGGGCCUGGAACUACCCCUGGGCCCUAACCCUGCAGCCCCUGGUCGGGGCUAUCGCUGCAGGCAAUGCCGCUGUGGUGAAGCCGUCUGAGCUGAGUGAAUACUCAGCUAGUCUCCUCAAAGCUCUGCUCCCACGAUAUCUGGACCAGGAGCUGUACCCUGUAGUGUGUGGGGGCGUGUCAGAGACUCAGGAGUUGCUGCGUCAGCGUUUCGACCACGUCUUCUACACAGGGAACAGCACUGUGGGUAAACUGGUGAUGGAGGCAGCAGCCCGACACCUCACCCCUGUGACCCUGGAGCUGGGAGGGAAGAGCCCCUGUUAUAUCGAUAAGGACGUCGACCUCAGAGUCGCAUGCCGGCGUAUCACGUGGGGGAAGUUUGUGAACUGUGGUCAGACGUGCAUCGCCCCAGACUACAUCCUGUGUGAACCCAGCAUCCAGAACAGAGUGGUGGAGGGCAUCCGGCAGACACUACUGGAGUUUUAUGGGCCUGACCCCAAAUCCUCCCCUGACUACGGCCGCAUCAUCAACCAGCGCCACUUCAACCGCUUGAUGACUCUACUGGAGGGCUACACGGCAACAGUAGGGGGGCAGAGUGACUCAUCACAGCGCUACAUUGCCCCCACGGUGGUGAAGGACGUGCCCCCCCAGGCUAGGCUGAUGCAGGAGGAGAUCUUCGGGCCCCUGUUGCCCAUAGUGACCGUCAGCGACAUAGAUGACGCCAUCCACUUCAUCAACGAGAGAGAGAAGCCCCUGGCGCUCUACGUCUUCUCCUCCAACAAGAAGGUGAUAAAGCGAAUGCUGGCUGAGACUACCAGUGGCGGGGUGACAGUCAACGACGUUAUUAUGCACUACACCCUCAACUCUCUGCCCUUUGGGGGUGUAGGUCAGAGUGGAACAGGAAGGUAUCAUGGGAAGCACACCUUUGACCAGUUCAGCCAUCAUCGGGCGUGUCUGGUCAAGUCCCUGGGCCUGGAGGAGGUCCACAUGGUGCGGUAUCCACCCCAGAACCACCAGAAGGUUCGCAGGGUCAGGCUGGCCAUGAGGACCCCACUGGUUGACUUCUCCAAGGGCACCUACAUCUGGGCCGUCACGGCGUCCAUUGUGGCUCUGGGACUCCUGGUCGCACUGACUGUGAUUCUAAUACUAGCGGCCGGUGUCAGCUGCACCUGUUUGUGAUUGAUGGAUAGACACAGUGAAGUUAAGGUUGCAUAUUUUGGUAACUUCCCCAAAAUCUACCGGUAUUCCAGGAAUCCUUAUUGGAGGAUUUCGGAUUUCCUGCUUCUUCUCUUAUGAUUCCGGGAAUCUUCCUACCGGGAAUCUUCCUACCGGGAAUCUUCCUACCGGGAAUCUUCCUACCUUUCUCAGGAAAACCUGGUAAUUUUGGGAAAGAGUAGAGACACCAUGGACUGGGUUAUUAACACAUUAAUGUCAAGUCAUUAUGUGAUUAUUGUUGCAUCCUACCUCUCCCUUCUCUCUGUCCUCUCCUCUCUCCCCUCUCUCUCCUCUCUCCCCUCUCUCUCCUUCUCUCUGUCCUCUCUCUCCUUCUCUCUGUCCUCUCUC
Messenger RNA from Oncorhynchus kisutch (coho salmon), 2168 nucleotides. RefSeq names its product aldehyde dehydrogenase family 3 member A2. NCBI's taxonomy places the organism in Eukaryota, Metazoa, Chordata, Actinopteri, Salmoniformes, Salmonidae. Gene Ontology annotation, molecular function: aldehyde dehydrogenase (NAD+) activity; 3-chloroallyl aldehyde dehydrogenase activity. Gene Ontology annotation, cellular component: cytoplasm. The record is from RefSeq and is a predicted model, not a curated record. Gene Ontology annotation, biological process: aldehyde metabolic process. The coding region runs from base 282 to 1784 and encodes 500 amino acids. The transcript has 11 exons.